GCCGCCUGCCCCCGCGCCGCGCGCUCGGCGCCCCCCGGAGCCGCCCGCGUCGCGCCCGGCCCCCGGCUGCGCUAGGCCCCCGGAGCGCGGAGCCCGGCGCGGCAUGUAGCUGCGGGCCCGAGCCCGCGUGCGGGUGUCGGCCGGGCGCCCCGCCAUGGCGGGGAGGGACCGCGGGGACCUGAAGACCGUGCGGCUGUGGCGGGACGCCGCCCUGCGCGCCAGGAAGCUGCGGGGCAACCUGCGCCAGCUGACGCUCAGCGCGGCCGGGGGCUGCCCGGGCUCCCCCGACGCCGCGCCCCGGCUGGUGCUGCCCGCCAACCUCGGGGACGUGGAGGUGCUCAACCUGGGCAACAACGGCCUGGAAGAGGUGCCCGAGGGGCUGGGGUCGGCGCUGGGCAGCCUGCGCGUCCUGGUCCUGCGCCGCAACCGCUUCGGCCGGCUGCCCCCGCCCGUGGCCGAGCUGGGCCACCACCUCACCGAGCUGGACGUGAGCCACAAUCGGCUGAAGGCCCUGGGCGCCGAGGUGGUGAGCGCCCUGCGCGAGCUGCGCAAGCUCAACCUCAGCCACAACCAGCUGCCCGGCCUGCCCUCGCAGCUGGGCGCCCUGGCCCACCUGGAGGAGCUGGACGUCAGCUUCAACCGCCUGGCGCACCUGCCCGACUCGCUGGCCGGCCUCUCCCGGCUGCGCACCCUCGACGUGGACCACAACCAGCUGACGGCUUUCCCCCGGCAGCUGCUGCGGCUCGCCGCCCUGGAGGAGCUGGACGUGUCCAGUAACCGGCUGCGGGGCCUACCUGAGGAUAUCAGUGCCCUGAGUGCCCUCAAGAUCCUCUGGCUCAGUGGGGCUGAGCUUGGCACCCUGCCCAGCGGCUUCUGCGAGCUGGCCAGCCUGGAGAGCCUCAUGCUGGACAACAACGGGCUGCAGGCCCUACCCGCGCAGUUCAGCCGUCUGCAGCGGCUCAAGAUGCUCAACCUGUCCUCCAACCUUUUCGAGGAGUUCCCCGAGGCCCUGCUGCCGCUGGCCGGCCUGGAGGAGCUCUACCUGAGCCGCAACCAGCUCACCUCCGUGCCGUCCCUCAUCUCGGGGCUGGGUCGCCUGCUCACCCUGUGGCUGGAUAAUAACCGCAUCCGCUACCUGCCGGACUCCAUCGUGGAGCUGACGGGCCUGGAGGAGCUGGUGCUGCAGGGGAAUCAGAUCGCCGUGCUGCCAGACAACUUUGGCCAGCUCUCGCGCGUGGGCCUGUGGAAGAUCAAGGACAAUCCGCUGAUCCAGCCCCCCUACGAGGUCUGUAUGAAGGGGAUCCCCUACAUCGCCGCCUACCAGAAGGAGCUGGCUCAUUCACAGCCCGCGGUGCAGCCGCGGCUCAAGCUGCUUCUGAUGGGCCACAAGGCUGCCGGGAAGACUUUGCUCCGGCACUGUCUCACGGAGGAGCGGGUGGAGAGGAACCCUGGAGUUGAGGACAAGGACAAGAGCUACCCGGCUUCCCUGACCACCGCCAGCAAAGGCAUCGAGGUGACCAGCUGGACUGCCGAUGCUUCCCGGGGCCUGCGCUUCAUCGUGUAUGACUUGGCUGGCGAUGAGAGUUACGAGGUCAUCCAGCCCUUCUUCCUCUCCCCCGGGGCCCUUUAUGUCCUGGUGGUGAACUUGGCCACCUAUGAACCCCGGCGCUUUCCCACCACCGUGGGGUCUUUCUUACAUCGGGUGGGGGCCCGUGUGCCGCACGCUGUGGUGUGCAUUGUGGGCACACACGCGGACCUCUGCGGGGAGCGGGAGCUGGAGGAGAAGUGCUUGGACAUUCACCGCCAGAUCGCCCUGCAGGAGAAGCACGACGCCGAGGGGCUGAGCCGGCUGGCCCAGGUGGUGGACGAGGCUCUGGCUCGGGACUUCGAGCUGCGCUCCGCCAGUCCCCACGCCGCCUACUACGGCGUUUCCGACAAGAACCUGCGGAGGCGCAAGGCCCACUUCCAGUACCUGCUCAACCACCGGCUGCAGAUCCUCUCCCCCGUGCUGCCGGUCAGCUGCAGGGACCCCCGUCAGUUGCAGCGCCUCCGCGACAAGUUGCUCUCGGUGGCCGAGCACCGCGAGAUCUUCCCCAACCUACACCGGGUGCUGCCUCGCUCCUGGCAGGUGCUGGAGGAACUGCACUUCCAGCCCCCCCAGGCGCAGCGGCUGUGGCUGAGCUGGUGGGACUCGGCGCGCCUGGGCCUGCAGGCGGGUCUGACGGAGGACCGCUUGCAGAGCGCGCUGUCCUACCUCCACGAGAGCGGCAAGCUGCUCUACUUUGAGGACAGCCCCGCCCUCAAGGAGCACGUCUUCCAUAACCUCUCCCGCCUCAUUGACAUCCUCAAUGUCUUCUUCCAGAGGGAUGCUUCCUUGCUGCUGCACAAGCUGCUCCUGGGGGCCAGCGGCGAGGGCGAGGGUGAGGGCGAGAACUUCCCGCCACUGCCACUGCCUGCCCCCAGCCAGGACCUGCUCCGCACCACCCAGCUCCAUCACUACGUGGAAGGCUUUCUGCUUCAUGGGCUCUUGCCAGCCCACGUCAUCCGAAUGCUGCUUAAGCCUCACGUCCAGGCCCAGCAGGACCUGCAGCUGCUGCUGGAGCUGCUGGAGAAGAUGGGACUGUGUUACUGCCUCAAUAAACCCAAGGGCAAGCCUUUGAAUGGCUCCACGGCCUGGUACAAGUUCCCCUGCUAUGUCCAGAAUGAGGUGCCCCAUGCGGAGGCCUGGAUUAACGGGACCAAUCUUGCUGGGCAGUCUUUUGUGGCUGAGCAGUUACAGAUCGAAUAUAGUUUUCCCUUUACGUUUCCUCCUGGGUUGUUUGCACGCUACAGCGUCCAGAUCAACAGCCACGUGGUGCACAGGUCAGACGGUAAACUUCAGAUCUUUGCCUACCGCGGCAAAGUUCCAGUGGUGGUGAGCUACAGACCUGCCAAGGGGGUUCUGCAGCCAGACACUCUGUCCAUUGCCAGCCAUGCCUCGUUACCAAAUAUAUGGACAGCGUGGCAAGCCAUCACCCCGCUGGUGGAGGAACUGAAUGUGCUGCUUCAGGAGUGGCCUGGACUGCACUAUACUGUGCAUAUUCUCUGUUCUAAGUGCCUUAAGAGAGGGUCGCCCAAUCCACACGCUUUCCCAGGAAGAACGUGGGUGAAAAGCACAGGAACCAGUGACUGGCGCACAGGGCCAUCUCCACGGAGAAGAGAGAGCCACCUGAACCGCUCUGCGUGGCACUGCCCCCUCCACACGCCCCAGCAUGAUCUGCAGCUGGCAGGGACCCAGAGGGAAGAAGCAUUCAUUUUUUCAGUGCUGUUCGUGGAGGGAGCACAGAGCGGGCUGGGGGGUGGGGAAUGAGGCGGGCAGGCAGGACUUGGGGCAAGAAGAUGGAGCAAAUGUUUCACAACCUGAACCUCAGAACUGUGAUCCUCCAAGGAGAGCGCUACUUGAAGACAAGAAAAACACAAGUCGAACGGCUUCUCAGGGAUUUUGUUUUCUGUGCACAUAUAGCCAUAGCUCCAGUCCAGGCGGCAGUACUGAGCACUCAGAUUUCAGUUCUGUUCAAUGUGAAAGAGGGAUUGACUGACCGUCCAUCGCUGUUCCGUCAUGAGUGUAAAAUAUGUAUAUGUUUAUCUUUAUUUUUAUAAUAUGCAAAUACAUUUAAAUUUAUACCGUUGGAAGCUUCUAGCAUUAGUGAACACUGGGUGCAAUAUUCUGCAUGAGAACUGUGCCAAGGUGGGGCCGAUUUCUUGUUUUAGCAGAAGACCUGUUGGUUCUUUCUUCUUUGAUUCUUUUCAGAUGAAAACAAAAACAAAAAAGGCUCUCCUUCCAGUGCGCUCUCAGCCAGUGGAUUAAGUGUUGGUUCAGAGGUUGCUAAUAAAAAUUAACUUGCUCUCUAGUUCAGUGCUGAAGGCACUUGCCUGGCUUGUGGCUGGCUGCAGCACCACAUCCGGUCCCUCAGGCUCUGCUAGUUUGAUCUCUGAGCACAGAACCAGGAGUAAGCCCUGAAUACCACUAGGUGUGGCCCCCAAGCCAAAGCAAACCUGCAUUUUGGGCACCGUCCCCCUGCUUGUGGAUACCAGUCCCUACCUGCGAGAUUGGGGGUCAGGGGCAGGGCAGGACACAGAUGGCCACUGCUGGCCAUAAUGUUCUGCCUCCAGCAUUACACAGACUGUGGGGUGUCAGGGGGACACACGGGUGCAGAGCCUGAGCUGGGAUUCUCCCCAGGAGGGGCACAGUGAGGACUUGAAUCCUUGAAGCAAUCAAGUCUCGGUAGCUGAGAACAUGCAGGGUCAGGCCGAGGUGCCCAGGAUCCACCAGAAAGGCCUUUUACUUUGCCCAGAAAUGCCCGUGAAAUACAGCAAAGCACUUUGAAGGCUCCGUACACCGGCCCGUCAGAAGCUAAGGGAUCGAGUAGCCUCCUUGGAGAGCACGGGUCAUUUAUAAUGCCAACCCUCCGAUGGGGCUGUCCCCUGCCAACGCCAGUCAAGCCCCGGCUUUAGCUUCUCCGUGAAGUGAAACCUCUCCGGUCUCCUCUUAAUUGGGGCCAAACAGCAGUACGUGCUGCAGUAGUAACACAUUCUCCAGAGAGUGGCAGGCCCUGUUUACACCUGCCUUCUCCAUGAGCAUGGAUGGAAAAUGUCUAAAGCUGUUCCCCACCCAUGUAACAAGGACUUUGAGUCAGCUGGUGUUAUUCUCAUUCGUCUCUUGCAAAGUAUUAACUCUUGCAAUGCCACAGGGACAGAGUUGCAACCUGUUCCGUAAGAAAAGGCCAACCAGGAGGGUUUGGAGAGAUAGUCAUGGAGGUUUGGGCACUUGCCUUGUACUCGGCAGAUUCCAGUUCAGUCUCUGGCACCGCAUAGGGUUCCCCUGAGCUUUUCCAGAAGUGAUCCCUGAGCACAGAGCCAGGAGUAAGCUCUGAGUACUGCUGGAUGUGAUUCCCCUAACAACCACCCACCCCCCUCCAAUAAAAGAAAGAUCCAACCAGCUUAUUGCAAAAACUCACAGAGAGUUUUGGGGAGAGUGUGCCCUGGAAAUCCCCUCACCAGGCCCCCCAGAACCUCCACUGAAACAAGUUUCAUUUCUCUUCUCCUAAAUUCACAAGGGAAGAGAUGAGUUUUGCCUUUUGGGGUACUUGGCUAUGGCACCUCAACUUCGAGAUUUCAUUUCCUUAAGAGCACGUUCACAGGAUAGAAUCUGGUCCCUUUUGUCACAGUUCUCAUGGGUGUGCGUGCGUGUGCAUGCGUGUGUGUACGUAUAAAUAGAAUGGUAACAUUUGAUUACGUUAUGGACCACUGAAUUGUUGGGCAUAAAUGUGUUUCAAUUGGCAUAAAACAGUUCCUAAACUCUCCACUGACUUGGCCCCAUCAUUUGUAAAGACCCAGCCCGGCCAAGUAUCACUUCAGGCAUAGGGGACCCUAUUCAAUGAGAGCAAAAAUGCUCUUUGGGGUGAAAUGCCUGCAGAACUUUGCCCUUACUAUGGAUAGACAUGCCCAUGUUCUUGAUAUCUACUCUUUUGUUUUGACAAGUGACAUUUUGUGCUGUCAUCUGAACCCGAGAGAAGCAGCAGAAGAACUGGUGGUGUGGCACAUGCUUUAGCAGAAAGGUUGUUGAAGCAGAGGGUUCUGGGACCCAGCAAGCUCCAGAAAAGCCUCAGAAUUUGCUUCCUGUGGGAGGAGGGGGGGUGCAUUGGAGACGCAGAAAGCACCCUGCUCUGGAGGAAUUCUGCCCUGGAUGCAGGAAAUGCCAUUUUUCUCUUUGAAUACCCGAGAAGACACAGCCCGCUGAGGCUAGCAAGCGAUUCACUAAGCACAAAAGGAGUCUUUUCCAAUCAAAUAGUCCCUUGCCUCACAAACAAAUGCCCUCCAAGUUUGUUAUGGUUUCUAUACUUGCAGCUUAUCAAAACCACUUCCGGAAUGGUCCAAGUGCAGCCAGAAUGAACGUUUUUCCCCUUCUAUGAAAAAAAAAAUGACAGUGCUCAUAUUUGACAUGGUGUCUUGGACUCUUGAAUGAAUAAAAAGGAAAGGGUUUGGUGUGCAUCCUGAUGGGGUAUGUGUUAUUUUCCAUGCCACUGUUUGUGAAUUGUAAUUGUGGUUUCCCAUUUAACUGUCAGAACCAGGCAGAAUUUUUUUUAAAGGAAAUUCAAAAAUUGAAUAAAAAUACAAAGAAGUGUUAAGCAGCU
Sorex fumeus (smoky shrew) is the source of this 6173-nucleotide messenger RNA. RefSeq names its product multifunctional ROCO family signaling regulator 1 (gene MFHAS1). NCBI's taxonomy places the organism in Eukaryota, Metazoa, Chordata, Mammalia, Eulipotyphla, Soricidae. Gene Ontology annotation, molecular function: protein binding. The transcript is spliced from 2 exons. The coding region runs from base 155 to 3349 and encodes 1064 amino acids. The record is from RefSeq and is a predicted model, not a curated record.